AUGUUCAGAUUGAAGUUCAAAUAUGGUGCUAGUCAUGGAAAUGAGCUCAUUUUAUGUCAAUUCGCUUUGUCUUUAGUUCCAGAGGUGGCCCCAACUCAACCUCACAAGGUUAGAACUACAAAAGUCACUGGACAGAAAAAAAUAUCAGUUCCAGACGUGGCCCCAACUCAGCCUCAAAAGGUUACAACUACGGAGGACUCUGAAAACAAAAACAUUACAGGUUUCAUAUGUCCAUCAUUCGAGGAACCUGCUGAAUGCCCAUCAGGUGAUGAUGAGGACGACCUAUGUCAGGCCGAAGGCAAAAUUGGCAGUGAUGUCGGCUGCCCACCGGGUUUAAUAUGUUGUAAUACUGGCUGUCAGUUUCUUGAUUGUGUGGUUCCAGAGGUGACCCCAACUCCAACUCAACCUCAGAAGGUGCCGGUCUGCGAAAAACUCCAAAAUGCUUUUCAGAACCUAAAAAGACAACUGGACGAGAUUCAAAAGGAGCUAAAGAAUUUACCAAAGGAUGAUGUGGACAGAAGAAAGGAUUCAUCCCUGCCUAAAAACUGUGCUGAGCUCUACAAAUCUGGAGAAACAAUAAGCGGUGUUUAUACAAUCGACCCUGAUGGGUCAGGUACCUUUGAUGUCUAUUGCGACCAGAAAACAGCUGGUGGGGCAUGGACAGUUUUCCAGAAGAGGCUGGACGGCUCCGUUGACUUCUACCGUGGGUGGAAGGAGUACAAUAAUGGUUUUGGUAACCAGAAUGGCGAGUUCUGGCUUGGAUUAGACAAAAUACACCGCCUGACAAUUAGUAACAGAUACAAGCUGCGAGUAGAUCUGGAAGACACCGAAGGAGACAUACGCUAUGCAGAAUAUGAUUUGUUCGCUGUCGCAAGCGAGAGCACCGGGUACCAGCUUAUCCUUGGGUCUUACUCAGGAGCUGCUGGAAAUUCUCUUACUCGUCAUCGAGGAAAAGCCUUUUCCACCCCAGACAGGGACAAUGAUCGGUAUUGGCCUCACAACUGUGCUUCAUUGUACAAAGGAGCGUGGUGGUUCGACGAUUGUCUUGACUCCAACUUGAAUGGUCCGUAUCAUGGCAAACACCAAUUUUAUUCUGAAGGGAUCUACUGGUAUCACUGGCAAGGAAAGGAUUUCUCUGCCAAAAGAACCGAGAUGAAAAUCAAGCCAGUGAACGCCUAGAGCUCCAUCGAUGCCCUCCAGUUAUUACACAGCUUGAAUUUUGAUUAGGUUAGGAUUAGAUUACCAAAUUUCUUUGAAUCUUUAGCAUUUAAUUGUUGGCAACAGACCACUAUUAGAUAUCGAUGCAAUGGCAGAAAUUGUAGAAGAACCGAACCUGAAGUGAAGGAGACAGAGUAAGACCCAAUUAUGGGCAUCGGGAUUUAAAACAGAGACGCAUAACAAUAUAUUGCCAAAAAUAUACUCUUGUUUUAUUCAUAGGGAUUUUCUUUUUUGUUUGUUUGUUUGCUUGUUUGUUUUAUAACCCCUUAAGAUAUGGAAACUCAGUAGCUUG
Stylophora pistillata is the source of this 1510-nucleotide messenger RNA. Its product is annotated as microfibril-associated glycoprotein 4-like. NCBI's taxonomy places the organism in Eukaryota, Metazoa, Cnidaria, Anthozoa, Scleractinia, Pocilloporidae. The record is from RefSeq and is a predicted model, not a curated record.